AUGGCACCAACAGCAAUUGCUGAUCUCGGCGAGACAGUCGCCUACUCUGUCGGCCAGAAACUGGAAAAUCUCUCCGAUGAAAUUGACGAGGUCAACUCCAUCAAGUACGAUUCAGAAUCCAAGUUCGAUGCCAAAAAAGACAAGGCAAACUUCCGCCAGUAUGAGGACGCCUGCGACCGGGUCAAGAACUUUUACAAGGAGCAGCACCAGAAGCAGACAGUCGCUUACAACCUUGCUGCUCGCAACCGCUUCCACAGCGCGUCUCGGGUCCGCCCUGAGAUGACUAUUUGGGAGGCCAUGGAGAAGCUCAACACUCUUAUUGAUGAGUCCGACCCUGACACGUCACUGUCUCAGAUUGAGCACUUGCUUCAGUCUGCAGAGGCGAUUCGUCGCGAUGGCAAGCCACGUUGGAUGCAGGUCACCGGUCUGAUACAUGACCUCGGCAAGCUCAUGCUUUUCUUUGAAGAGCUUGGCACUCAGGGCCAAUGGGAUGUCGUUGGCGACACUUUCCCCGUGGGCUGUGCCUUUGAUAAGCGCAUCAUUUUGCCGGCUACUUUCGCCAGCAACCCUGACACAAAGGACCCUGUGUACUCGACCAAACAUGGCAUUUACUCUCCUGGCUGUGGCCUUGACAAUAUGAUGCUCAGCUGGGGCCACGAUGAGUAUCUGUACCAUGUUGUCCGUGACCAGUCGACUUUGCCGGACGAGGCACUCGCCAUGAUCCGCUAUCACUCAUUCUAUCCCUGGCACCGCGAGGGAGCUUACCAGGAGUUUAUGUGCGAGAAAGACUGGAAGAUGCUCAAGGCCGUCCAAGCUUUCAACCCGUAUGACCUGUACAGCAAGAGUGAUGGCGUCCCCAGUGUGGAGGAGCUUAAGCCAUACUAUAUGGGGCUGAUUGAUGAAUUUUUCCCUCAAAAGGUGAUCAAGUGGUAA
This is a messenger RNA of Trichoderma atroviride IMI 206040, 933 nucleotides long. RefSeq lists its product as uncharacterized. Gene Ontology annotation, biological process: inositol catabolic process. Gene Ontology annotation, cellular component: cytoplasm. Lineage: Eukaryota; Fungi; Ascomycota; Sordariomycetes; Hypocreales; Hypocreaceae. Gene Ontology annotation, molecular function: iron ion binding; inositol oxygenase activity. The record is from RefSeq and is a predicted model, not a curated record.